CAAAGCCGCUUUUCGGGGCGACUUUUUGAAUCUCCGCUUUCACCCUCGAAAAUUGCGUUGACUAAAACAACGAACAGUGGCCAUACGGUGGAGAGACCGGCUCACUGAAUUGCAUUGCAUAUCGCGAACGUUGUUGCACGAUGCGAACGAACGGAAUGUCGAAGAUGGCACUGGAGAGGUCGCCUCUUGCUUCAACAGACGCCCGUCAGCGACAAAAGGGUUCUGCCACAACUCAAACCUCUUCCAACGUAAAAGCUUUGAACGACAAAUCACCAGAGUCUAGACUGCCGUCUCCUCCAUAUAAUACUGCACCAGCGGCGCACGUCACACCGCACUCCAAUUCAGUCCAACCCACGUACCCUCUUCCACGACUGAAAUCUGCCCUCCGCUCUAUUUUGCUUCCCAUCAUCCAGUACGAAACCAGCGGAAUCGCGAAUUUGCAGAGAAGGAUACGAUCGCCGCUUGUAGAUGCCUGUUUCAAGUAUUUGGGCGCGUUGGGAACACAUACGGCGUUUCUACUGCUGCUCCCCAUGCUCUUUUGGUUCGAAAGCGGUGCUAUGAUGGACGUACACGGGCGAAGCGUGGAUGUUAAUAGAGUGUACGGGAGAUCACUCGUCCUCUUGUUGGCAGCGGGCGUUUACUUGUCAGGUGCCGUCAAGGAUUACCUGGGUCUUCCUCGACCCUUUUCUCCACCAGUCGCACGCGUUUCCGUCUCACGGUCCAUCGAUGCUGAGUACGGCUUCCCAUCAACACACACGGCCAAUGCGGUUUCCUUAUCGCUUUUUACAGGGCUCUUUUUUCUAAGACACUGGUCAGAUGGAUGGACAGACAAUGGUCAACGUAAUGUCCUGGCAGUCCUUACAUUGUAUUCCAUUUUGAUUGCAAUCAGUCGAAUCGUUACUGGGAUGCACACUUUGUUGGAUGUUCUCGGUGGGGCAGUGGUUGGAGGCGGAAUAGUGGUGAUACAUUGGCUGUGGACUAUGCCGAUGAUGGAGGAAUGGUUGAUGACAAGUUGGACCGUUCCUAUUAUCAUUGUUCCAAUCUGCAUCCUUCUAAUUAGUAUUCAUCCUGACCCGGACGGCCCUUGCCCGUGCUUUGAUGAUUCAGUUGCAUUUGUCGGCGUGGUGAUGGGUUUGACCAUUGGUAACUGGCAUCACGCCAUAUAUGUGGCAUCAAGUGGAUACACAGCCACCAGCAAAUCAGCUGCACUGGGACCUAUAAUGGUGAUACAAAGGCUGGUCUAUGGUGUUAGUAUAAUUGUUGCGUGGCGGUUAUCCGUAAAACGGAUUUGCUAUGCACUAUUACCCCCACUUUACCGGCUACUGGCAUUUCCCUUCGGACGCAAGUAUUUUGCUCUUGCCGACAAGGACUACCAGUCCAUUCCGUCGUCGCAUGUUGGGAGCUUUGCACCAUCUUUGCUUCACCUGCCGACUAGCGAACGCAACCGAUUCAAGCUCCCCCGAUAUGAUGUGGAUAUUGCCACGAAACUGAUUGUGUACUCUGGGAUUGGAUGGCUGGCUACAGAAGGCAUCCCAGUGUUAUUUGAAUUGCUAGGAUUAUAGUGUACAGUAAACCUGAUUUUGGGAUGCGAGAAUUCUCCGCUGAUGAUGAUGAGAUGGUUACAUAUAUAUUACCCAUUAUAAUAAGAGCCACCAUUAAAUAAAAGCCCC
This is a messenger RNA of Spizellomyces punctatus DAOM BR117, 1670 nucleotides long. RefSeq lists its product as uncharacterized. Gene Ontology annotation, cellular component: endoplasmic reticulum membrane. Bases 141 to 1562 code for a protein of 473 amino acids. The transcript is spliced from 5 exons. The record is from RefSeq and is a predicted model, not a curated record. Gene Ontology annotation, molecular function: sphingosine-1-phosphate phosphatase activity. Lineage: Eukaryota; Fungi; Chytridiomycota; Chytridiomycetes; Spizellomycetales; Spizellomycetaceae.